Messenger RNA from Setaria italica (foxtail millet), 3281 nucleotides. Its product is annotated as pre-mRNA-splicing factor ATP-dependent RNA helicase DEAH1-like. Gene Ontology annotation, cellular component: intracellular anatomical structure; catalytic step 2 spliceosome. The record is from RefSeq and is a predicted model, not a curated record. Bases 30 to 3263 code for a protein of 1077 amino acids. The transcript has a single exon. NCBI's taxonomy places the organism in Eukaryota, Viridiplantae, Streptophyta, Magnoliopsida, Poales, Poaceae. Gene Ontology annotation, molecular function: ATP binding; RNA binding.
UUCGUCGCGUGGGGACGAAAGGCCUGGCCAUGGCCACGGCCUCGGAGGGCGGCGAGGGGCAGCUCAAGACGUGGGUCUCGGACCGGCUUAUGGCGCUGCUCGGGUACUCCCAGGGCAUCGUGCUCCGGCUCGUGCUCCGGCUCGCGCGGGAGUGCGCCUCCGCGGGGGACCUCGCGGCGCGGCUGGUCGACCUCGGCGGGUUCCCCUCCUCCCCCGACACAGCCGCCUUCGCCGCGGACGUCUACGGAAGGCUGCCGCGCCCCAGCAAGCAGGGCGCGGCGGGGGUCGGCGAGUACCAGAGGCAGGUGCAGGACGCGGCGGCGCUGGCGAGGAAGCAGAGCGAGUUCAAGCUGCUCAACGAUGACGUCGACGACGAGGAUGCUGGCGUCGCCGCGGCGUCCUGUAACAGCAGCAGCGGGAAGCGUUUCAGGAAGAAGGGCGUGACCCAUGACCAUGAGGACGAAGAGGAGGGGGCCGCAUUGUCCGAUUCUGAUCGGAAGGUGCGCCGGCGGCGGUGCCCGGAGUCGGACGAGGACGCCGGCGAUACUGACGAGGAGGAAGAGAUGAGGCGUGAUCAGGCUGACAGGGCCCAGCUCGAACGGAACAUCCGGGCGCGCGAUGAGGCGAGCACGAGGAAACUGAUGGACCGGAAGCCGUCCAAGCGCGAGCAGGACGAGAGAGCUCGCCGGUCCGAGGCGAUGGACAGGGGCGACACCUCGGAGCUCAGGCGGUCCUCCCGUCGCGCGUACCUGGAGAUGCGUAAGAAGAAGAAGGUGGAGGAGUUGCGGGACGAGAUCGUCGACGACGAGCUCUUGUUCGGCGGCGUCAGACAGACGGACGCCGAGGAGAGGGAGUUGAAGCGCAAGAAGGAAAUCUACGGCCUUGUCCACGGCCGAGCCAGUCAAGAAGAGGAAGGCGCCGGCGACUACUACAGGAUGCCUGACGCCUACGACGACGCCGCGAACGUGGACCAGGGGAGGAGGUUCUCGGUGGCGAGACGGCGGCACGACGACGACGCUGAUGCGGGAGGCGGCAAGGGGAGGGCUUUCUCGGAGGAGUCCUGGGAAGAGCAGCAGAUCAGGAAGUCCCAUCUGCAGUUUGGAGCGAAGGAUCGCGGCCACGCCAGUGAUGAAUACGAGCUCGUGUUCGAUGACGCCAUCGAGUUCGUCAAGUCCUUGGCGAUGGCUGGAACCGAGCCGGAGGAUGACACGGACGAACUGGCGGAGGAAAUUGAUGCCAAGGUCAUGUUGCAGAUGGAGCUCCAAGACCAGAGGAAGACUCUCCCUGUGUACAAGUUCAAGGACGAGCUCCUCAAGGCCAUUGCCGACCAUCAGAUUAUCAUUGUCGUCGGAGAGACCGGCUCCGGUAAGACGACGCAGAUACCACAGUAUCUUCACGAGGCCGGGUACACCGCCAAUGGGCGGAAGAUCGCGUGCACUCAGCCACGCCGCGUGGCCGCGAUGAGCGUGGCGGCGAGGGUCGCGCAGGAGAUGGGCGUCAAACUCGGCCACGAGGUCGGGUACUCUAUCCGCUUCGAGGACUGCACGUCGGAGAAGACGGUGGUCAAGUACAUGACCGACGGGAUGCUGCUACGCGAGUUCCUUGGCGAGCCUGACCUGGGCAGCUACGGCGUCGUGAUCGUGGACGAGGCGCACGAGCGCUCCAUCUCCACGGACAUCCUCCUCGGCCUCGUCAAGGACGUCGCCCGCUUCCGGCCGGACCUGAAGCUGCUCAUCUCCAGCGCUACGCUCAACGCGGACAAGUUCAGCGACUUCUUCGACAUGGCGCCGGUGUUCAAGAUCCCCGGGAGGCGGUACAAGGUGGACAUCCACUACACGGUGGCGCCGGAGGCCGACUACGUGGACGCGGCCGUGGCCACGGUGCUGCAGCUGCACGUCACGCAGCCCUCCGGAGACAUCCUGCUGUUCCUCACGGGGCAGGAAGAGAUCGAGACGGUGGAGGAGAUCCUCCGGCGCCGGACAAGGGGGCUGGGCACCAAGAUCGCGGAGCUGGUGAUCUGCCCCAUCUACGCGAACCUGCCGACGGAGCUCCAGGCCAAGAUCUUCGAGCCGGCGCCGCCGGGCGCGCGGAAGGUGGUGCUCGCCACCAACAUCGCCGAGACGUCGCUGACCAUCGACGGGAUCAGCUACGUGGUCGACCCGGGGUUCUGCAAGGUGAAGUCGUACAGCCCGCGCACGGGUACCGAAUCGCUGCUCGUCCAGCCUAUCUCCAAGGCGUCGGCCGACCAGCGCGCCGGCCGGUCGGGGCGCACCGGCCCCGGCAAGUGUUUCCGCCUAUUCACGGAGCACAGCUACAACAAGGACAUGGAGGACGAGACGGUCCCCGAGAUCCAGCGGAGCAACCUGGCCAGCGUGGUGCUCUCGCUCAAGGCGCUGGGGAUCAACGACUUGGUGAGCUUCGACUUCAUGGACCCGCCGGCGUCGGAGGGUCUCCUCAGGGCGCUGGAGGACCUCUUCGCCCUCGGCGCGCUCAACAGCCGCGGCGAACUGACCAAGACUGGGCGGCGGAUGGCGGAGCUCCCGCUCGACCCCAUGCUGGCCAAGGCGAUCGUGGCGUCGGAGCGGUACGGGUGCUCUGAGGAGUUGCUCACCGUCGCGUCCAUGCUGUCGGCCGGGAACGCCGUCUUCUACCGGCCCAAGGACAGGGCGCUGGUCGCCGACGCCGCACGGCAGCGCUUCAACGCGGGAGGCAACGCCGGGGACCACGUCGCGCUGCUCAACGUGUACACCGAGUGGGAGCAGUCCGGGCACUCGGCGCAGUGGUGCCUCGACCACUUCGUGCAGUCGCGCACCAUGCGGCGCGCGCGGGACGUGCGGGAGCAGCUGGAGGCGCUGAUGGAGAGGGUGGAGAUCGAGCGCCGGUCCUGCGCCGGCGACCUCGACACGGUCAGGAAGGCCAUCACGGCGGGGUUCUUCCGCAACACCGCGCAGCGGCGGAGGGACGGGUUCUACCGGACCCUCAAGAGCUGGCGGACGGUGUUCGUGCACCCGAGCUCCGGGAUGGCGCGGGUGGUCCCGCCGCCGCGUUGGGUGGUGUACCACGAGCUGGUGGAGACGACCAAGGAGUACAUGAGGCAGGUGACGGAGCUCAAGCCGGAGUGGCUGCUGGAGAUCGCGCCGCACUACUACCAGGAAAGCAACCUCAACAAGCCGGAGCCGAAGAAGGCCAAAGCGCAUGUGCAGGGUGCCGCAGUAGCCGCGGAGAAGCCGAGUCUGAGUCUUAAGGACUUUUUCAAUGUGUAGUAAUCGCUAGCAUUACGA